Eremothecium sinecaudum is the source of this 984-nucleotide messenger RNA. It is a transcript of the gene PCD1, whose product is annotated as 8-oxo-dGTP diphosphatase. Gene Ontology annotation, biological process: coenzyme A catabolic process. The record is from RefSeq and is a predicted model, not a curated record. Lineage: Eukaryota; Fungi; Ascomycota; Saccharomycetes; Saccharomycetales; Saccharomycetaceae. The transcript has a single exon. Bases 1 to 984 code for a protein of 327 amino acids. Gene Ontology annotation, molecular function: coenzyme A diphosphatase activity; acetyl-CoA hydrolase activity.
AUGGGCUAUUUAACGACUUCAAGAUACCUUACAAAUUUAUCGCAAUUCAAGAAAACGGAUUCAUUAUCCCUUAAUUCCAUUUGGCCCGUACAUAGAAGAGCCGCUGUUCUCGUACUCCUAUUUAUCGGUAACCGUGGUGAACUAAGAGUGUUAUUGACAAAGCGUUCAAGAAGGUUAAAUUCCUUUUCUGGGCAAGUGUCUCUUCCAGGUGGAAAAGCAGACAACGAGUCUGAAACGUUUGAAGCAAUAGCGAGACGUGAGGCACAAGAAGAGAUAGGCUUACCUUCUAGCGAUGAAGUGCUACUAAAUAAUUACGGGUUAAAACUCGAUUCUGUUUCAAGAGAGAUCCCUCACUACCUUUCACAGACGUUCCUAAGCGUAAAGCCAUGGGUUUGUUUUCUCUAUAAUGCUCAAACUGACAAUGAAAAGAAAUUUGAGAUCCCAUUGACAAUGAAAAGGGUAUUUACAAAAUUAAACCCUGGCGAGACCUCCUCUGUCUUUUCAAUCCCUUUGUCGGAUCUAAUAUUUCACGAAGUUUCAAAUCCUAGGGGAGAGAAAGAAUAUGUACGCCAUGAAGAGUAUAUUGCCAAAUGGGGUGGAAUUGCAUGGAAAAUAAGACAUUACUAUUAUUCAUUGAAUAACAUAUAUGAUGUGCCAUGGCUUAACGAAGUUGACGAUUUGAGUUCGGAUGAUGGCAUAUAUACAAAUGAAAAAAACUGCAGGCAUGUUUGGGGUCUUACGGCCAAAAUACUACACGAUAUAGCUAUGGUAGCUGAGGGUAUAAUGGAUCCUGAACAACAGGAAACUUCAAUUGGGCAUGAAGAGCUAAUACAUGGACUUUAUGAAUUUGGGAGUCAAUUACAUGGAAAAGAACGCACCAAUUGGGAGAAAAACAUGAUGAAAGGCAAAAAGCAGUUCAAAUACUCGGAUGUCAUACCAUCUUCAUACUGGGAUAAGUUAAACACCCACAUUCGGAAUUUUUGA